AGGCGCUGAAGGGCAGUAAAGAGGUGGAGAUUGUGGACGGUAAGAUUCGCUGUAAAAUCGACCCGGAGCAUUGGCCCAUCCCGACCCCCGCCAUCGUGGGAUCCCCCCACACCGACUUCUCCCAGCUCAUCAACUGUCCAGAGUUCGUUCCCCGUCAGACCCUCAGCUCCACCAACUCCGCUUCAUCGCCUGAGAAGAUGAAUCCUCCCGAGUCCUCUGAGUCUCAGGACUCUGCUGAACCCAGCUCCUCCAGCCAGGAGUCCCCCCCCGACAAAGACGCCCCCCCGCCCGACCCCGACGCCUGGAUCCAGGUGGAGAAACGCCACCGACAGCCCUCUGGAAAGGAGCGCAGCGAGGCUUCUCCAUGCAGCCAAGAGGUUCCUCCGCAGGCCGCGCCCGCCCAAGAGGAGCUGGACUUCCUGUUCGAUGAGGAGAUGGAGCAGAUGGCGCCGAGGAAGAACCGUUUCACCGACUGGUCAGACGAGGACGACUCGGACUACGAGAUGGACGACCAGGACGUCAACAAGAUCCUCAUCGUCACCCAGACGCCCCCGCACGUCCGCAAGCACCCCGCAGGAGACCGGACGGGGAACCACGAGUCCCGAGCCAAGUUCACCGCCGACCUCGCCAAGGCCAUCAACGACGGGCUGUUCUACUACGAGCAGGACCUGUGGAAGGAGGAGGAGCAGGUGGAGAGCGUCAAGGAAGUGGAGAGCUUUAAGAAGCUGAACGUCAUCAGCAAAGACGAGUUUGAAACUCUCGCCCCCAAAGUGCCCGUCGAGCCGAAUCAGGACAUCUCGCCUCCUCUGUUUCCAGUGGACAGUGGAGCAGAGAUGGCUCGAUCUCUUCCUGCAACGGUCCCAGAGUCACCCGUCGCUCACCAACCCCGCACCCCCAAAACGCCUCGCACCCCCGGGCGCCAGGACCCCAGCAAGACGCCUCGCUUCUACCCCGUCAUGAAGGAGAGCGGCACCAUCGACGGACAGACGCCGAGGAAGAAGAAGACUCGUCAUAGUUCGAACCCGCCUCAGGAAGCUCACAUCGGCUGGGUGAUGGACUCCCGGGAGCACCGGCCCCGCUCUACGUCCAUCAGCAGCUCCAACGCCUCCCCGUCAGAAGGGGCUCCGCUGACAGGAAGUUACGGCUGCACCCCCCACUCUCUGCCCAAAUUCUGGCAUCCAUCCCACGAUCUGCUGCGGGACAACGGCUUCACUCAGCAGGGAUACCACAAGUACCUCCGCCGCUGUCUUAAUGAGAGGAAGCGUCUGGGGGUCGGUCAGUCGGGGGAGAUGAACACGCUGUUCAGGUUCUGGUCCUUCUUCCUGAGGGACAACUUCAACAGGAAGAUGUAUGAGGAGUUCAAACUGCAUGCUCUGGAAGAUGCCAAAGACAACUACAGGUACGGGCUGGAGUGUCUCUUCAGAUACUACAGCUACGGUUUGGAGAAGAGAUUCAGGUCCGAGCUGUUCAAGGACUUCCAAGCAGAGACCCUCAAGGACUUUGAGAGAGGUCAGCUGUAUGGACUGGAGAAGUUCUGGGCGUUCCUGAAAUACUCAAAGGUGAAGAACCAGCCCAUCGACCCCAAGCUGCAGGAGCACCUCUCCCAGUUCAAGAACCUGGAGGACUUCAGGGUCAUGCCCCCGAUGGGAGAUGAGGGAGGCAGGAGGAGACGUCUCUCAUCCUCGGCUGGGGAUGAAGGGAGGCGUCGGCGACAUCCUUCCAACACUACCUCAAAACCUGCGCCGGCCUCAAAAUCCUCCAGCGCUGCACAGAACACGCCCAAAGACAACGCCCCGAAAACAGCCGCCGCCGCCCAGGGGAAGAAGGCCGAGCCCGGGAAGAAGGCCGAGCCCGGGAAGAAGGCCGAGCCCGGGAAGAAGGCCGAACCCGGGAAGAAGGAAAGUGUCGCAGCUAACAAAUGAAGCUCCUCCUGAAGGUGUGAGUUUGGAAAGAAGAGGCGACGGGCGGCUCUGAGAUCAGCGUUCGCUCUUUUCAGUAGCAAAAGUGUUUGAGUAUGAAGAGAGACUGAGCGUGGUUGACUUAAUAUGAUUGUUUUUAUCUGUGCAUUUCAUUUUAAAGCAAGCAAAGCAAAGCGUAGGCAGUGAGCUUGAGUCUGUGCGCCUGGCCGCUCAUAACGUUUACAACGUAUACAAAAAAAAAAAAAAAAAAAAAAAAAAACACAAAAAAAAAAUGCAUUCCCUGCAUUUUGCCUUUUUAUUCUCUCGGAUGCCAAAACUCUUUCAACACUUUUGGUUGAUCUCAAAUUCUGUAAAGAGCUCUGGUUUGUAUGGAGCUCUCCGCCUGUUCAACUGUGAUUCUCAUUUGCCAAGAUGAGAGAUAACGCAGAUAGUCUCGUGUGCCUUAAUCUGAUUCACCGGGAGGUAAAAUUGUUCAGAUUUUCAAAAGUCUUCCCAAUUCAUCAUUUGAAUGUGUUCAAAACUGAUAACACUUGCAGCUUUUUUCUUCUUUUCUCACGACGUUAAAUAUCUUUUUUAUCAUGACAAUCACUGCUGCAGUCAUACAUUUGUGAAGGACCCCCGAGGCUGCUGCUCAUCAGACGUGUCCUGAUGUUUUCACUGACGGGCUUCACAGCUAAACGUAUCAUGUUGGUUUUUAAUUAAAGCCUGCAAGAAAAAAAUGACAAAAUUAUGUGGGAAGCUUUACUUAUAGUCCCGUUUUACACCCAGAGCUAGUAUAAUUUAUUGUUUUAUUCUUGUUUUUAUUUUUACUUGAUUUGAUGAAUUAGUCUUAGGUAAUCAUUGCAGUUUUUAAUGGCUUUUGCUAUUGAAUAUUAUAUAUAUGGAAAAAAAAAAAAGAGGAAAUGUUUCUGCUGGAAUUGUGGGUGUGAAGCUAGCAUCAUAAGACUACAGUUUAUUUUAGCUUGAAGUUUACUUCAUAUUAUGUUUGAGGCUUUGUGCUCUAAAGCACUUAAUUCAUUAACUUUCCUUUUACUUCAGCGAUGAACUUAAAAGAGGUUUUAGAGUUGAACUUUAAGAAAAAAAAAUGUAAAUACUAUAAAAAAUCAUUUGCUAUUCGAUUAUUCUUUUUGAUUUUAAGAAGUGAUUUUGUUUUAUUGGUAGUGUGGUUUUGAGUGUGUAUUUAGGAUAAAGCAAUGCAUGUUAAUGCAACAGUCAUGAAUUGUAAAAUGCAAAAAAAUAUAAAAUAACUUUGAUUGUAUAAA
Molecule: messenger RNA, 3181 nt
Organism: Notothenia coriiceps (black rockcod)
Lineage: Eukaryota; Metazoa; Chordata; Actinopteri; Perciformes; Nototheniidae
Product: la-related protein 1B-like
Exons: 11
Coding region: 198-1922 (574 amino acids)
Biological process (GO): mRNA stabilization
Molecular function (GO): RNA cap binding
Source: RefSeq, a predicted model, not a curated record